AUGAGAUAUGAUUGCUGGAUCGUGAACAUUGUGUGUCACGUCGAGUCGAAGCUUCGGCGUAUUCGGAACACAGAGGCGACGGACAGUGUCUUGAGAGUCAUGGUAGAUCAAUUGGUUGAUCACUUUAAAUUGUUGCUGCUUCUUGACGUCAAACCAGAGUUGUCGGGUCGGAACUUCAACAGUCACUUGGGCGAACAGUCGGAUGACGAACGGUUGACAAACGUUGAUGGAUGCAACUGUCUUCUCCGAAUCAGUUGUCACCCUUCCAAAAAGGUCGGAAUUAUUGACACAAUCAAACCUCCAAAACGAUGGCAGGAUUUACAGAUCUUCGAAACGGAUAUCCCUCGAAAACUGAUUUCUUGA
Molecule: messenger RNA, 363 nt
Organism: Plasmopara halstedii
Lineage: Eukaryota; Oomycota; Peronosporomycetes; Peronosporales; Peronosporaceae
Exons: 2
Coding region: 1-363 (120 amino acids)
Source: RefSeq, a predicted model, not a curated record